AGGAGGAGGGAGGGGAGGAGGAGGGGGAGGGGGGGCGGCGUCACCCCCAUCCCCGCCCUCGCCCUCCUCUCCCCCGCCCCUUCCUCUCCCAGCAACGGGGCCUUGGGAGGAGGCAGGCAGGCAGGCAGAGGAUGGAGACGGAGAUGCUCUCCGCACAAGAUCCAUAGAAGAAGAGGAGGAGGACGGCGCCUGCCCGGCGGAAGGAUGAGCGAGGAAACCAUCCCGGAGGAGGCCUCCCUCUCUUUGCCCCCCCAGAACCAGAACUGCGACCGCUUCUCCGACGACGACCCCGAGUUCCUCCGUCUCCGCAAUACAGCCGCUGGCCUCCGCCAGGACUUCAACCUGAUGGAGCAGAAGAAGCGGGUCACCAUGAUCCUGCAAAGCCCCUCUUUCAGGGAGGAGCUGGAGAGCCUCAUCCAGGAGCAGACGAAGAAAGGCAACAACUCCAACAUCUGGGCCCUGCGGCAGAUUGCGGACUUCAUGGCCAGCACCUCCCCCUCCGUCUUCCCCACGUCGCCCUUGAACCUCUCCACGGUGACGCCCGUCAACGACCUGCACGCCGCGGACUCUGUGGCCCUGGCCAAAGGGGAGCGGCUCAUGCGCUGCAAGCUGGCCAGCGUCUACCGGCUGCUGGACCUUUACGGCUGGGCCCAGUUCAGCAGCACCGCCGUCACGUUGCGCGUUAGCAAAGAGCAGGACCAUUUCCUGACCUGUCCUGUGGGCCUGUCGUGCCACGAAGUGACCGCUUCCAGCUUGAUCAAGGUGAACAUCCUGGGGGAAGUGGUGGAGCAAGGCAGCACCAGCUUCCCGGUGGACACGCGCGGCUUCGGCCUCCAUGCCGCCAUCUACGCCGCCAGACCAGACGUCCGGUGCAUCGUCCACCUCCACACUCCAGCCACCGCGGCAGUGUCGGCCAUGAAGCAGGGCCUCCUGCUGAUUUCCCACGAUGCCCUGCUGGCCGGAGAGAUGGUCUCCUUUGACUUCAACGGCGAGAUGGAGGACGAAGCAGACCGCGUGGAGCUGCAGAAGUGCCUCGGACCCACCUGCAAGGUCCUAGUGCUGCGGAACCACGGCAUCGUGGCCCUUGGAGACACGGUGGAGGAGGCCUUCUACAAGAUCUUCCACCUGCAGGCUGCCUGCGAAGUCCAGAUCUCGGCCUUGUCCAGCGCCAGCGGGGCGGAGAGCCUCAUCGUCCUGGAGCGGGAGAAGCACCGUCCGCACGAGGCAGGCUCCGUCCAGUGGGCAGGAAGCACCUUCGGCCCCAUGCGGAAGAGCCGCCUCGGGGAGCACGAGUUCGAGGCCCUGAUGCGCAUGCUGGACAACCUCGGCUUCCGGACGGGCUACGCCUACCGGCACCCGUUUGUCCAGGAGAAGGCCCGGCACCGGAGCGAGGUGGAGAUCCCGGCCACGGUGACGGCCUUCCUCUUCGAGGAGGAGGAGGCGGCGGCGGCCCCGCUCUCGGCCCUGCGGCAACACGCCCAGAAGCAGCAGAAGGAGAAGACCCGCUGGCUCAACACCCCCAACACCUACCUGCGGGUCAACGUGGCCGAGGAGAGCAGCCAGCGCACCAAGACCACCUGGAUGAAAGCGGACGAAGUGGAGAAGUCCAGCAGCGGGACGCCCAUCCGGAUUGAGAACCCAAACCAAUUUGUGCCUCUCCACACGGACCCACAGGAAGUCCUGGAAAUGAGGAACAAGAUCCGAGAGCAGAACCGGCAGGAGGUGAAGUCUGCCGGGCCCCAGUCCCAGCUGCUGGCCAGCGUCAUUGCCGAGAAGAGCCGGAGCCCGUCGAUGGACGGCCUCUUGUCUGACGGGGAGGCGAGAGGCGAGUUGCAGGCGGAGGCGCCCCUCGAACCUGAGCCCCCGAACCCCUUCAGCCAGCUCACCGACCAGGAACUGGAGGAAUACAAGAAGGAAGUGGAGAGGAAGAAGCUGGGCAUCGACGGCGAGAAGGACGCCGGCCUCAAGGAAGACCCCACGUCCAGCCCCUCCAAGGCCAGGGCCCCCCCCGCGCCCCCCUCCAAGCCUCCGGAAGGCGAGGAGGAGGAGGCCGGCCGGAGGGUCGACCCGGUGGUCAACGGCAAGGAGGAGGAUGCGACGGCAGAGGAUCUCCUGAGCAAAGAGCUGAGCCAGAUGACCACCAACGCCGACACCACUGCCGCCACCGACCAGGAAGCGCCCAAGGACAAGGCCGUGUCCCCCGACGGCUCGCCCUCCAAGUCCCCCUCCAAGAAGAAGAAGAAGUUCCGGGCCCCGUCCUUCCUGAAGAAGAGCAAGAAGAAAGAGAAGGCCGAGUCCUGAGCCACGGCCGCCUCGUCCGCCACUGCCGCCCCCGAGUCUCGCCUCCUCCGCCUCCGCCUCCGUUUGGCCCUCCGUCACCGCCUUCCCCCUUCCGCCACUCUCGGGGAAGUUCGGUGGAGGAGAGUCGAGGGGCCGGGGUGGCUCUGGCGGGCUUUGGGGACGUGGCCGCAGCGGGAGAACUCGGCCCAGCCUUCCUCCUUCUCCUUCCGGCCACCCAAGGAUUCGAGGCGGGGGCGGGGUGGGGGGGGCGGGGCGGGGAGAAGGACCUCCGCCGUUGAUUCCCCGGCCUCUUUGGGCGCACCUUCCUCCCUCUGUCCGUUUCCGUGGACAUUGGAAAUAAUGGGGGCAACGGCCUCCGUGGCCUCUGGAUGCCCUGGAGUGGCACCCGGGACCCUUCCUCUCUCUUUGGACGCUUCUCCAAAAGAAUGCCUUCGGUGGGAAUUGCUCCAAACUCUUUGCCAUGUUUGCUGCAGGGCAGCUCUAUGGGAUUUCCUUGGGCGCGAAUCUGGCAUCGGGGCCAAAAGGGGGGAAUUGUGGGGUAUUCUGUCCAGGUUGCUCUGUCCAGGUCCCUUCCUUCCCUCCCUUCUUUCUUUCCUCCUUCCUUCCCUCCCUCUUUGUUUCUUUCUUUCUUUCUUUCUUUCUUUCUUUCUUUCUUUCUUUCUUUCUUUCUUUCUUUCUUUCUUUCAGCUUAAGCAGGAGAACUUCCCAAAGAGUCGUGCCACAUUUUCCUUGGACUUUUCCACCUUGUGUUCCAAGACCACUCAGGCCAACCAAAGCCUCUCUGUCAGGUUUACAACCUGGAGCAAAAUUGGGUGCUAUCCCCAUCGCUUAGGCCGAGCCAGCUAUUGAUUUAUUUUUAAAAUGGGAAACCUGAUCCAAUUUUGGUGCUGUCCCACUCGGCCCUUGGACCCAUCAUGGGCUUUGCAGAGAGUGGCCCUUGGAUUCAUUGCUCUGUAAAGCCAGGCGGAUCCAUGCAGACUCAAUCGUGCCCAAGCCAUGUUUGCGUGGCUGCCGAGUGCACUAGAUUACAGCACAGACGUUGCUUUUGGGCAAUACAGGCAGAGAUUGAGGUUUCUGUCCAAGGUGCUGAAUGCUAUUCUCACUCUAGAUUCACCUUGGAAAGUCUAUGACAAAAGUCAUAGCCUAGAAGCAGUUUGACGCUGCGUUAACUGCCAUGGAAUCCUGGGAUUUGUUGUUUGUUGCGGCACCAGAGACACAGGUGGGCAAACAUCCCACAAACUACAAAUCCCAGAAUGCAUAGCGUCAAACCAUGGCAGUUAAUGUGGCUGUAAUAAAUCGCGAUAUAUCAUGGAUUCCUGGGCAUGAGAAUGAUUGGCCUCCACCUUGACUUUGACCAGGGAUGAUGGGACUCAUAGCAUGGAAGAUUUGGCAAGGAUAGGAUGGCAAUCCCAUAGGUAUCCCCUUCCUUGCGCAUCUCCCUUUGUUGGCGGACUGCCUUGCGAAGGAACGGCAGAGGAGCCUCUUUGGUGCCGCGAUGGCAAGGCCGGCGGGCGCAUGCCAUGGCACGCAAGGGAAGCGCAUGCGGGGAACAGGCAAGGCGUUAAACGUCACCCUUCGCUCCCGUCACAUAAGUGCUCCUUGGUAAGUCUGGAACCGCGUUCGAAUCACACGCACUGCCAGCCCUCGGCGGCGCCUCAUCGUCACCAUCGUAACGAGAGGCUUGUGAGGCCGCGUCUUGCCUUCGACUGCCCUGCUGCGGGAUCGUGUCGUGCUUGAAAAGUGUUUCCAUAAGUGGCUGUGUAACUUUGGCUGCAACUGUACAUUGCUUCAAAAGAGCCAGUGUUUGGGUGGAGAAUGUGCUUCGUGUGCAGGAAUGCUCCUCGUAUUUCAUUGGCCGAAAGCGCAGAAAAGGCCGAGAUGGAUUGGCUGCGUCUACACUGGGGAAUGGUGCAGGUUGACACCGCGUUGGCUGCCAAGACUUAGGCCCCUUCUCCAUUGCCAUAUAAUCCAGAUGUUCAAAUCAAAUAACCCACAUUAUUUACUUUGAACUGGAUUACAUGAGUUUACACUGCUAUAUAAUCCAGCUCAAAGUGGAUAAUCUAGAUCUUAUAUGGCAGUGUAGAAGGGGCCUUAGUGCUAUGGAAUCCAGGGAGUUGUAGUUUGGCGAGCCGCAGCAUUCUUUGGCAGAGAAGGCAAUUUUUUUAUUUAUUAUUUAUUUAUUUACAGCAUUUAUAUUCCGCCCUUCUUUCUCACCCCGAAGGGGACUCAGGGCGGAUCACAUUACACAUAUAGGCAAACAUUCAAUGCCUUUUAACAUAGAACAAAGACAAACAAACAUAGGCUCCGAGCGGGCCUCGAACUCAUGACCUCCUGGUCAGAGUGAUUCAUUGCAGUGAUUCAUUGCAGCUGCUCUCCAGCCUGCGCCAUAGCCCGAGCCCCGAGAAAGUAUAAAUGCCAUGGCUCAAGGCUGUGGAAUUCCGGGACUUGUAGUUUUACAAGGUCUUUAGCCUUCUCUGUCAAACUGCAAGUCCCAGGGAUCCAUAGCUUUGGGCUGUGAAAGAUAAAUGGUGCCAAAUUGCAUUUGUUCUGUAUAGACUGAUUCGCCUUGUAUAUGUCAUUGUGUAGACACGAGAUCCCAGCACACCACCAUUGCAGCACUUUGAUGCCGCUUCAACUGCCAUGGCAACCUCCACUGAAAUGGGAUUUCCAGUUUAUGUUGGGGCAAAAAGAUGGUUUUAGGCAGUCGUACGACAAGAGAAAAGGCCAGCUAAAAGUCCCAGCGGCACAAGGCACCUUCCCAUUAAAUAGGUGGUCAGUUGCCCAUCCAGACAUACAGGAGCCACCCCACUGUAGAAUUAAUGCCAUUCGAUGCCCUUUUAACUGUCAUGGCCCAGUGCUGUGGAAUCCCAGGAGUUGUAGUAUCGUGAGGCACCGCCAGUGAAGGAUAAAAAUCUUGGAAAGCUACAACUUCCCAUGACUCCAUAGCACCGAGGCAUGGCAAUUAAAUUGGCAUCAAACUGCAUUCCUUCCACAAUGUUGGCGCGUGUCUUCUACCUCAAAGGUACCGACAGAUAGGCAAUAUGGUUUGGAACUGGAGACCAGAAUCCCCUUCUCAGCCAUGGACGCCCACUGGAAAGUCACAUGCUCUCAGCCGCGGGGAGGCCCUCCUCUGACCAAAUCUUGCCAAGAAAACUCUGUGUCUUAGUGCCACACGUCAUAAAUGACAUGGCACAAACACCACUACCGUAGAAACAAUCGUGAGCGGGGAGGAUGCCCGUCACCUUUGGGAACGGCCAAAGCAGAUGGCAUUUCUGCAUUUCUUAUGGUGCUUCCACAAACCUGUGGCUUCAUAUCUGCCCCCCGUCUGCACACAUUCCUACCCAUUGUUUUUAGGAGCAAGUAUGUUUCUUGGCCAGGGAUGUAUGCGUCCACACUGAGAAUGAAUGCGGUCUGGCAUCACCUUAUAGAAUCAUGGGAGUUGUAGCUUUACACGAUCCUUAGCCUUUUCUGCCAAAUCGACACCUGCCUGGAUCUCGCAGCGCUGAGCCAGGGCAGUCGAAAGUGGCGUCAAAGCUGCGUUAAUUGUGCAGUGUAGAUGCAGCCUUGGACAGACUACUCAAUGGAGGAAUAGCCGUCUUUUCCUUCUUCAGUCUGAUUUGUUGCAUUUCCUGGAGAAUCACUUGAGUUAGUGGGGAAUGGAGACACUUCACCUCACGCUGCAACUUCAUGGCAUGAAGGGCAUAAUUAUUCAUUUAGAAGCAGACAUCUGCUUGCCGGAGCCUUGUUCUCGUAAAACAGUCAACUGUGUGAUCUGGUCCGAUGCAAAACUAUUUAUCACCUGCCGAUCGUUGCCUUGAGCCCUGGCAGUUAAAGUGGUGUUGAACAGCAUCUAUGCUGCAGUGCAGAUCCACCCUCCGGUGUGCAAGACUCCCCUUUAGUGCAGGGGUCCCAAAGGCCUCCUCUUUGCUUCCCAAAAUCAGGAGCUGCCCCAAAACGCAGGAUAGAAUCGCAUUGCAAGGCUGAAAGCCCAGCAUCUGUGCCCGACAAUCGCUGCUUCCAAGUGCUGUUGGAUGUCACACCGACACAGGACACACUCCCCCUUUUGUGUGUUUGGAUAGAUGUUGUGACGUCGACCUUUGAGGGUCUUGUGUAAAUAAUACUUACCUUCCUGCAAUGUGCAUUGCGGCCCCCAAAGACCCGUUUUUCUUUCUUUCUGUGAUUUGCCCCCUUUUCGACAAACGAGCGCUCUCUUCCCUGGGCGCAUCUACACUGCAGAAGGAAUGCAGUUCGACUUUGCUUGGGCCCCCGUUGCUCAACGCGAUGGCAUGCUGGGAGCUGCCACUUGGCCCUCCUUGGCACCAGGCCUUGCAAACUACAGCUCUCGGGGAGCACCAAGGAAAAGACCCUGCGAAACCACAACUCCCCUGAAGCCCAUCACUUUGAGCCAGGGCAGUUUAUGUGGUGUCAAACUACAUUCAUUCCACAGUGUAGACUUCUGGCUGGUGUCCCUUUGAACUUUUAUAUCACUUCUUUUCUGUGUUUUUCCCACUCUCUGUUUCGGAAUUUGUUGCAGUGUUUGAGCGAUGUGCCGGCAGGCAAACCCUGUGCGCUUUGCCAUGUGCUCCUGCUGCUGUUGCUGCUGCAUGUGCCCAUUGAAAGGCAGUCUGUAUGCAAUGCCGCCGCCGCUCUUUCUCCUCUGCCUUCCUCUCCCUCCCUUUUUCUCCCUCCUCUUCCUCUGGACCGAAUGGCAUCUAAACGGCUCGGCUCCUUUCGAGGCGCUUUCUUUGGCCGGGUGCAAAGGUCUCCCCUGCUGCCGCUGCCGCUUCGUGUCCAGAUCCAAGACUCCUUUUCGAUGAAAAGCUUUUUGUCUCCUUUGAGUGCUCUAAAAAUAAAGACAAAACAAAACACAAAAAAGCAGAUGCAAAUAAACUUUCACCAGAACACUAAA
Messenger RNA from Anolis carolinensis (green anole), 7210 nucleotides. RefSeq names its product adducin 2 (gene add2). The record is from RefSeq and is a predicted model, not a curated record. Lineage: Eukaryota; Metazoa; Chordata; Lepidosauria; Squamata; Anolidae. Gene Ontology annotation, cellular component: plasma membrane; postsynaptic density; cytoskeleton. Gene Ontology annotation, biological process: barbed-end actin filament capping. Gene Ontology annotation, molecular function: actin filament binding. The transcript is spliced from 15 exons. The coding region runs from base 205 to 2301 and encodes 698 amino acids.